AUGCAGUUCAACAUCAACACCGUGGCCCUCCUCGCCGCCCUCCUCCCCCUCGCAUCCGCCGUCCCCUCGGACGCCAACGCCGUCGAGGCCACCCUGGCAAAGAGGCAGAGGCAGUACCAGUGCGAGACCUCGAACAACCUCGGCGCCUGCAACAACGCCAUUGCCAAACUGAGAGGUCACGAGGCCAGAGGCUGCGACGUCUGGUGGGGUGGAAUAGCAUGCAUCGGUGCCUUUGCGGCCCUGAUCCCGGCUUGCGGAGCUGCUGUCGAUGAGUUCUUCUUGAACCCCCUCGCUGAUGUCGCUUGCAUCGGAGCCGUGGCCAACUUCCAAGGCCCUUGCAAGGGCUGUGAGCCUUUCUAG
Messenger RNA from Colletotrichum lupini, 360 nucleotides. RefSeq lists its product as uncharacterized. The record is from RefSeq and is a predicted model, not a curated record. Lineage: Eukaryota; Fungi; Ascomycota; Sordariomycetes; Glomerellales; Glomerellaceae. The transcript has 3 exons. Bases 1 to 360 code for a protein of 119 amino acids.